CGACAAGUUAUACUCUCUCCGUCCAAAUCUUCAGGUAACACAGUAGUGAACUCCAUAAAAUUGAGACAGUCGAGAGAUUUUAGCAGAUUUAGUUCACCAUAAGUACAGAAGCAGUGUGUUUCUUCAUUCAGUUUGCUGAAUUAGAGCUACUUUAGAAAACAACCGCGCUCAUAUGAACGAUAGGAAAUUUGAUUGCAGAUUUCCCAAAGUGCUUCUCCUUCGCAAGGACCACGAGGUAAGUUUCGCAAGUGAUGUUUAUGUUCAAAAAUUUGGGAUAGAAUACAUUUGUCAACAAAGAAACAAAGGAUCUUUUAAAGGAGGAUGAAAUUACUGAUUUUAUCGCGUCUGUUCCAUUUUGGUAAAUCGUUGAAAUUAUAACAUCGCGACGUUAUCUUCAAUCCUAUCCUUUAAGGAUUAUCAAGGCCGAAUCCUGACUUUGUCGAUUAUUAUCAUAAAUUUUUGACAUUACUAAAUGACGUGGAAAGAACAAGCAUAAUCUAACUGUGGCGUCAUGAUAAUGAAGCGAGAACCAUUAGGCACUGACUCUCGCCUUGUCAAAUGUUCAAUUGUUUGUCGGUGCUACGGCCACACGGUUACGUAUUUCCGUCGGUCGCAUAAACUGAUCUGGUUAACCUUUGCAAUUGAAAACAUAUCCACCACGACGAUAAACAAAACAUGUAAAUUAUAAAAAGGUGACGAAGGGUCAAACCUAUUUAUAUCGAUAUUUAUGUAUAUAAUUACAACACACUGUUGAUAGCUGAAGUGACAAAUCUUUGAACAAGUUUAACUACUGAGCUCAGGAGUGAGAAGUUGCUAGGAUGUCGUGUAAACCGAAUGAAUCUCUUGUGAAGCUCAGGUCGUAAGGAGGUUCGUUUGAAUGUUAUUAAGGUAUAACUAAAGGGGACGUGUCAGGGCCAACAAAGGGAAAAUUUGGAACUCGUCCAUAAACGCGAAGUGGGUUGCAGCUGAAAACAUCUUUUUCGCCGUGGCAUGAAGUGUCUGAAGACAUUUAAAAACUUAAAGUGACCUUUUAGCAUCGAAUAGCUUUUAAGUUUCGUAAAAACCCUAACAAUUUCAGUUUUUCCCUUGUAGGUCUAUUAUCGAGAGUAGCAUCACAGAUCAGGGGGCUCAACAUCCAAGUACUCUAAUUUGGAAGGAAGCAACAACUGAACACCCAACUCUCAGUGUUAAAACUUCAGGUAUGAGCAAAGUAAACCAAAUAGAAGAUAACACGUAAACUUGAAUUAAUCGAUCACUCAACAAAACCGAUGUACUUAUUAGUGAGUCGUAGAUGAGGAACUCACUUCACUAAGGUAGCGUUUUUACGUAACACGUAAUUAAGGUCUCCAACGUAAUAAUUUACGAAACAUCCAGACGGUGAACCGCCGGGCUCGAGUGCAUUUAGCGGGUCGGGUGCGGUUACACGUCAUGUAGACCAUUAAUUUCCUUUGCUACCUUUUAGAUAUAAAGCCUUAGAGGAAGGAUGUUAUCAAUUUUUCGAUUUUCUCUGACAAGGAAGAUCAAAUAUGCAUAUAAAUCGAGAGACGACAAACUAAUCAGAAAAAAAAUGUAAACCACGCGACAACUGGUGAGAAAACAUUAAGUGAAAAAGUUACAAUAAUUAUUAUUAUUUUUUAUAUUUUUUAUAAUCAUGAUUUCUUCUGAACUGUUCUUCGUUAGUAGGGUUGACAAGAUCAUAGUUCAUUGUUUUGACGUUUUUUCUGUGAUUGACAAAGCUUUUUGUAUUCAACUAUGUCUUUGUCCCGCAAGGAAUUCACACUCAUAAAUUAAGCUUUGCCAAAACAAGACGCAGAUCUUUCUGGAGAGAAUAUCCCUUAUUUUCAUACAAAAGAAUUUGAACUUAUUAAUUCAGUGUUGGUAAUACUAUACGAUACGUUUCAACUACUCAUCUUGAAGUCCUAAAUCUCUUCCGUUUUUUACUGAGUGGUUUUAAUUAAUCUUUGGCGAACACGCGAUCCUCUAUGGUUUGAAAUCAUAGGCGAGUUAAGACUUAUCAAAAUAUCCUCAUUUAUCUUUCUAUAAAAAGCAACUGAAACGAGAUUGUUUCAUCAAAGUCUUGAAACCGUACAAUCCUUGAGGAUCCUAGUGGGAGAUUUUGAAAGCAGAGAGCACUUCUUACCUCAAGAGAAAAACACUUAUCGCUGAGUGUUAAUUAAAAGCCGGUGUUGAUUUAUUUGGGGGCGUUGGUUUUAUUAAACUAACAGAGGUACAACGGCCUUAAUCACGAUAGUUUUGUCUGUUUACAAUGGCAUCGUGUCAACGCUUCCAAAGAACUAAUGUUGUUCUCCAAUCAACUACUAAGGAGCAAUUUGGCAAUUUUUAUUGCAUUUUGAUAACACAAUUCUCUUGUUAAAAAUUAAAUAUUUUUCUUCACAAAUAAACUUCAGCGGUCAAAAGUUCAUAUGUUUCAAAACCGCCUGAGGCAGCACUUGGCUUGAGCCUUAAACUGACAGCGGGGUUUCUCAACUUUCGGCUUUAAAAGGAAGGGCAUAAUAAAAUUUUCGGAAAGAUUAAUCAGCCAAGGCGCACAAAAUAAUGAAAACAGCGGCAACAUUUCAAAUAUACAAAGUUCCUCAAUUAUCAAGAAGUGGAGCUGAGUGAGAAAUUCAAUUUAGGUUUGAUGGCGCAAAGCUAAAGGCGAAUAUGGUGGGUUAACUUACUUUAUUUAAAUCAAUUUGACUUGUAUCAGAAUCUCUUCAAUUUUACAUUCUUUUCCUUUAUCGACUUUUCUUAAUUCCUUGGUCUGCUUUAUUUCUGACCUAUUGAGACAUUGUGGAUGGAAUAAGGCGAUAGCUUUCUCAAUAAAAAUUUGAGGUUAUUCUGCGAGAUAACUUGGCUUUAGAUCAGCGGGAAGUCAGCAUGUAAGAAUGCUAAGCUUGAUUUCAAAACAGCAGUCGUCGUCGCAAUAGUGUAAAUAAAUUGUUUACGGAUGCAUAUAAAGUGCCUUCUUAAGAGGCCAUGAUUGGUUGUUGUUAGCACUUACGGAGUCGAGAAGAACUUUUCGGUUAAUUCGAUGUUGUAUUUUUGAUUUUGUUUUCAAAUUUCUCGCAUACUUUAACGACUAAAAGUUACUUGGUAAGAAGCCGAUUAAAAUAAGAGAGCUGGAAUCUAAAUGCGCUACAAAUAAGGAACAUAAUUUGCAGACUAUCGUGAUAAAGAUAACUGGCGCAUUUAACCCCUUACACCCUAACAUCAGUAUGCAUAUUCUCCAUACUGUUCUCUAUACAUUCCUUUAGGGUGCUGACAAGGAGAAUUUGUUGAGCAAUCAAGAGUUCCUUCCUAACUGUUGAUCAUUUCCUUUUAUUCUCGUGAUGACUGCUAUCAGAGGUUAAUAAGAUUACAUAACAUUCUGUCUUAAGACAAAAAAUUUCGUGGUGAGGGUGGGAAAGGAGUCAUGGUUGUUUCCACGUCACUGCAUUAAACAUAAAAAAACGUACAACCGAACAGUUCCGAGUUUCAGACAUCAAGCGGCGCGGCGUCGUUGUGUUAUGUUCUCGAUCAGGGCUGUAGUAUAUAAGGUAAAAAGCAAAAGUACUUUUACCAAUGUUAGUAAUAUCAUCGUGGAACUGCUCAAUGAUGUAAAAGUACUUUAAUUAAGAAACACGAUUGUACCAGCUUAUUAGAUUGUUGAUGGAUGAAUAAACUGAGACAGAAUAUAGAAAGCAAUUUAAGAAUGAGUGUCUCCUCUAAAAGAAUUCACAACAAGGACUGUCACAUUUUACAAUGCUCUUUAACUUUCUUUCUCAAGCCACAAAGCUGAAGUUAAUAACAGUUCAGUUAAACGUCACGUAUUUUGUUCCACAUCGUCCAAAAAAAGGAGAAAAAGCUCUAAAGCUGAUCAGUUAAAGAAAAACUUCUAAGUAAAAAUUUGCAAGUUAAAAUUACAUCACGAAUUGUAUCCUUGUUGCUGGGUAACUGGUGACUGUCCAUAAGGGUACCCACAAGGCUAUAAGGCCCCAGUACAAGCUCAGAAAGCGCUCCAAUUACCUAAGUGCAGUCAUAAACUAGGCAGCCAGGGCAGACGUAGAUGUUGAUCACAUAUCAACAACAGAUCGGGAAACUGGCAAGUUUUUAUUCUCCUUAGGUGAGUUUUUUCUGACUUAACAAGUAAACGUUUACUAAGACUUCACAGAGUAUAUUAUUUUUAGUGUCAAUCGAGAAACAGUUUUGUUAUUAAUCGAGUGAUCCGCGUAAAAAUUGCGAACACAGCGCCCUCAGUCUCCAAACUGAUGUUUUCAUUAAAAAAAGAAAAGCUUAGGGAAAUAAAUCGGAAAUUUGACUGAGCAAUAAUCAAGUUAUUUUUUCGUCGUUUUGAGUGAUCCUUAUUCAGAAAAUGAUAGAAAGAAAACUUGUUUGCCCUUCGUGUGGGUUAAUAAGUUUCCAGCAUGCAGCUGAAAACAAGUAGAUUGAAGUGCCGUGCUAUUCUUUCCUUUUUUAACCAGUGUUGCUUCAAAUUUCCUGCCCGACGGCACCCUUUUUAUCCGCAGCAUAAUUAUGAUCGAAACUUAUCACAAAAAAUUUGGACUUAACUUUUAAUUUUAGGUGUUCAGAUAAAUUGAAAUGUUCUUCUUAUUUUCCUUGUUAUUUUUAACCCACUUCAUUGCUCUCAUGCUUAAAUUAAAACUUCUUUCUACAGCAUAUCGACGCCAAUUCAUGAUCAUUCUACGAACACAGUUUAUUAUGACUGUAAAUUGACGACUUUAUUAAAUGUUCGCGACUAACAACUGGAUCAGUCUUCUUAAAUGUUUAAGUGAAAACAAUUCAAAUACAAAUUCACCACACGCUCUCUAUCGGACGUGACCUCGCAUUCAUUUCUCCUACAAAGCGCCGCAAUUUGUCAUCCUUUCAAUAAAAACGUGGUGAUCAAUUUGUACCCCUCGGAAUUUCUUAUCUGUCCAAGUGGCAAUAAUUUUGGCAGCUAUUGAUAAAAUUGAUCACUCGACGGUGUUUGUUACACUUGGCGCACGGGAUGACGCGCUCAUAAAAGAAUAUACAACCUGUCAUGAAAUUCGAGGCUUUCAGACUGAAUUACACUUGGGCAACAAAAAGGACUCUACAAAGCGCCAAUCGGAAAAGCACAAGUUUAAAAUUGAAAUUUAACCCUGUGCUUCGUAACUUAAAAGAAAUUCCCGAGUUAAAAGGAAAAUGACUCAAUGAAUGGUUAAAUGCGUCUGGAAAAAAAAAAAGGUGACACCACGGAAAAGUAUUAAAUAUCAAGUGAGGGCUCGCCAACAAUAAAUGAAACACAUUAGGAGCUGUCGUAUUUUUUUUGCCGAACAUCAUUACUUGCGUAAAGAAUAAGAAAAACAAGAUGCUCUUUGGUUAUUAUUAUUUAAUCCUGUAGACAUACCGACGCGCCUUAAAAGCCGGGAGAUGUCAUUAUUGAAUGCAAAUUUUCGCCAAAUGAGUUAUUUCCCACAUCAGCAAAAUCAGUGAUCAUUGAUAAUUUGUUUCUGAGUUUUAAUGAUAUUUUGACUCAAAUGAAACGAUCGCAAAGGAAUGAAAAAAGGAAAACAAAAACAAAAAACAAAAACAAUAAAACAAAAAAAACAAAACAAAAAAAACACUUGGGGAAAGAGUCAACGAAACAACCCACUACUCAGUUAUUACAAUUAUAUAAAUUUUUUGAUCCGCAUUAGACUCUUCAUAACUUUUAUAACUCAAACGGUGAGAUUACAAACUUGUUGACCUCACACCACGAAAAAAUUAGCCAACGAAGAAAAAAGGCCCAGAAAUAGCAAGGAGAAGCAAUCUAAUCGUAUAACAAACUUUUAUCUCUCCGGAAGUUUCCAAAAUAUGGUGCCUCGCACCAGAAGAUUCUAAAUUACCUAGGGGUAAAAAAAGUCCAAAGCGUUUAUCAAUGAGGUGAACGAAUUUCAUCGUUCAGCUCAAACCUUUCUGAGCAAAAUUUAUCACAGUUACAAUAUCUUAUUCAUAAAUGGAGCAUUUCUAACGCCCAACAAGCUCAAAAAGUGGCUGUAAAAUCCAUGAUAUACAAAAACGGGGGAAAAAACGGGUAAAAAUGAACAAAACAAUCCCUGAAGAAGUCUUUAAUUUUAACUUCAUUUGUCUGGAUUGUUCUGGCAGAUCCCCAGUCUUGUUGAAGGGUAAAACUUGACCUCAUCCCCUGAUUGACUCAUUCGAUUACUUGAUAAUCACCGGCAACCCUUUCUUCGAUAAUUACCUCGAUAACUCAUUGAAUACCUCUGCCAGUUUGUUUGGAUACGGUUGGAUGAAAAUUUUGUCGAAUUCAUCUUGCUUAUUGUCACGAGAAGGUUACCAGGGGAUGGCAAAGGGAAACAGUAAACAAAUAAUUCUCGGAGGUAAAAGCUAUGUUUCUAUGAUUUAUUUAAUGGUGCGAAACUAAGAGCCUUCGUUGUACUAAAGUUAAACUCAGGUAGGUCUCCAAUUCAUCCAUUAGAGCAAUUUCCAAAGGUAUUUUAGAGUGGUUUGAAAACCCCUCGCUAUCCACUCAACCAAUUAGAUUCGAUUGCGACUUGCUCACAGACGUUUUCCUGCGUUUAGCGCUUGGGUGGCAGGUGCAUUUAGUUCUUUCAAUUGUUAUUGGCUCAUGGACUUGAUAACGUGUGAAAUACACGUCACAUAGUUCAUUAUCAUUUCAAAGUGUGUGAUUCUCUGAUUUAUGUACUUGUGUUAUUCAUCAUGUAUUUAGUGGUUUGUUUAAAGGUGUUGGGUAUUCUUUCAUUAACUUACUCAUCUUAUCAGUUUAAUUCAUGGUCACAUACUGUAGUCAGAGAUACAUAUGAUCAUCAUCAUAAUAAAAUUAGGCGUUAGCUGAGUCUUUCUUUAAUAAGACCAAAAACUUUCUCCACUGAUAAAUUGCAACUAGGUCAUUAGACGGGACUAAUGUUGGACGAACGCUAGUUUGGGGACCAAUUAGUCUUGCUCUCAAAUUGAGCUGUGAAAAGGGAAGGCAAAGAUUUUAUUAGUUUAUUUAAUGCCAUAGAGUGCUUUCAGCCGGCUUACCUCCGGAAUAAAGAACCUCAGUUAAUUGUAGGCUGUGAAAAUCUCACACUUUAUAUCUCCGAGUUGCAUUUUGAAUAACUUCCAAAUCUCAUUAAAACUUAGUUCCUUCCAUUACUUUGUCUUUUUUCAAACCCGUUGUUUCCUGUUUUUCAUCUUAAGGUUUCCGAUUCGUACACUUAUACUACCUUAAACUUAACUUUUUUCACACAAGUUUAGGCAAAACUGUUUCCUUAUUCCUUGUUCGGUUGUUUCUUGGUCAGAGGACCUUUUUUCAUGAUCGUUUCAAAGAAAACUGCAUUUUUGUUUCGAUUACAAACACUUCGGGACUUUCUUUGAUCUAGGCAGUCUGACCAGUUAAAACCACCUGCCUAUGCAUAACCAAACAUGUUCAAUGCAGCAAAGAAAAUUCUAAUUGACUUCAUCAUCUUCAAUAUAGGUAACCUUGAGUUGUAACAGUGGUAAAAGUCGUAAGAGAGUAGUGAAGAGUUGCAAGUGAACGAUUAAAAGAUCGUUGAUAUGUUGUCAGAGAGAACCACCCCCCUUCCCCCUCGAUCCCGCCCCAACCUUAGAGACAACUUAGAUCUGUUUGGUAAAAUAUUUCUUUAUUUGAGCAAGAACAGGACCUGCUCUUCGUUUAAGGCCGGUCACGCGAACAUCUUAGCGUCAUUUCGCUACCGUUAGAGGACAAAGGCGACAAAGGCUCUUUCUCACACAGAACUAUCUCGACAAUUUUAAUACUACAUGACGCCACUACUUGACGCCACAUCAAGAAUUACCGAUGUUCAAUUCUAACUCAUCUGUCUCGGCUGUUAUCUGCUAAUCGCCGAGAAAAUCACGAUAUCUUGUUCAUUUCCUUCGACAAGAAAAGUUACGCUAAAAAAUGAGGAAACCUCAAAAUAUUUGUUUGACAAAGUUAAUUAUAAAAAAGGCAAAAGCGGAAGAAUGUAUACAAAAGGAAAGGGUAUGACAAAUAGCGAUCAAGAAAUUUGAAUGAUAUAAGCUUAUUAUUAUAAGACACAGAAACUGUGAUUAAAAGUUUCUAAGGUUCAAUUGUAAAUGCUGACCGAGCCAAAGUUUACUUGACUAACCGCAAAUCAUUCCCUGAAAUGCAAAACAAAGCAAAAGUCUUUGCAGUCUUUUCAGAGAUUUGGGGAUGGGAUAAUUUAGCAGUUUCCUAGAUCAACAGUUUCGUUCAGCAUCUGUAAUUGUUUGUUACUUUAGACAUUCCUCUGAAGGAAAGAAAAAUUUUCGCAAUCUAUGAAAUCCAAUCCGAAGGCUGAGAUAAAUUUGAUAAUUCCCUUUUAAUGAAUUUACCACAAACUCGUUCUUUUCGUGCGUUUAAUGUCUUUUUCCGGUUUAACUGAACACAUCUCAGCGCGAUUAAAGACUGAGUCAGGUUAGAGUUCAUCGUAUGUGAUCAUCAGAUAAACUGGAGAUAAUUCUAUUUGACAUUAAAUUUGUGCAGUUUCAAAGCAACAGCAAAGAUCGCAACCAUUUAUCCCAAACGAAAAUGUUGCGCUUAUCUCUUCAACUUUGCGCGUGGGCGACUAACUACUCUCCCAUGUCCAAGUCAGAACGGCAUAAUAUCGAAAUUUAGCCAAGCCUAAGAGCGUGACUCCAGUUGGUUUAUUUUAAAGCCCUUCAGUUUAUCAGAACUCGUCAGUGGCUGUUGAAGAGUUUAUUCACGAAAAUUAAGGGGCCACUCAUUUAUUAAACAAUGAGAGGGUUAUCAUCUAUUUGUAGCUUAUUUAUGUUAUAUGCUUUUGUUUAAGUUUAACAACGAAAUCGAAAAGGCUCGUAUGAUCGCUUGAUGUUGAGAAUCUCGAUCCGAAGAUCAAAGGUUUCAAUCCAAAGGCGCAAAAAUGAUUUAAUAAAGUAACCUUCACUUGUUAAACAACGUAGGGACCUCUUUGAAGUUUACUUAGGGAUUAAACAAGUUUAACGCUUUAUUGUCCUCAUCAAUUUAUUCUGAGUUUGUAGCUGCUGCUGAUUUGUUUCUUGCGCGUCACUAAGCCCAGAAAAAUGAAAUGAUUUUUGUUUUUUUUUCCUCUAUUUUUUUUUCUUUUUAGAUCAUUUUUGAUCUGAUACAUCUUAACUUUACCCGGCAACGAAAACACAAGAGCGCAUCGACUUGAGCUGCAAAAAUCGGAAGAGGUUAGCUGCAGUCCGGCACUAGGUGUGGAACAUCCUGGUGAGCUCUCUUUGACUCUGACACUAAUCAAACAUUGUGACAAGACGCCUCAUCAUCACGUACUCUAUCUCCAUAAUCAAAGACAUUGAUAUGAACAUGUCAAACAGUUAAUUUAAAAACCAAAGGAGCGCAAACCAUCAAGCGGAGUGUUUACACAGACUACAGCUAUAUUAUUUUCAUUUGAAAAGCCGUGCUUAAUCUAGCGGAAGGUCACUUUGUAGGAACAAGGUGACUUGUACACGUCGCAAACAAUUAGAGAUAACCGAUCAUCAACGCUUGGCAUUUAGGAUCACGAAAAAGAACCCUGAUAAAGUAAGAGUAAUCCAUACUACUUGAUAACAGCCUCGUCGCAAGAACCAGGGAAACGGAAAAGACAACUGGCCCUCAUUACGAAAAGGUUAAGACGCUGAAAAAUUCAAGUUCAGCUUUCUUUGGGUGUGUAAGGAAGUUUAUAGGAUCCACAAGGCCUGACGCUGUCAAAAAUGGACUACAACAACACAACACGCUCACCAAACGUAACUUACCCUGGGAUAGGCACAACUUUUCCUCCUUCUGAUAAACUCUUUCGAUUUCUCGUCGCUUCUCUGAUAAUCAUCAUCAUCACUGGUAGUGUCUGCGGAAACUUACUCGUUUGCCUAGCCAUUGGACUUAACAAACGCCUUCGAAAGACAACCAACUACUUCAUUUUCUCCUUGGCCAUCUCUGAUCUCUUGACUGCAUUGUUUUCCAUGCCUUUCGACGUGGAAGGUGACUUUACGCAACAUCAGUGGAGCAAAGGUGAGUUCAUGUGCAACUUCAGGGUGUUUAUGUACCUCAUCGCCGCGCCGACUUCAAUACUGAACUUGAUGGCGGUCAGCUUGGACAGGUUUUUUGCCAUUAGCUGGCCGCUGAAAUAUUGCACCGUGAUAAAUCCCAAAAUAGCCUUGCUGGUUAUAACUGUAAUAUGGCUGUACACCCUACUAUUCACGACCGUAGGAAUGGUUUGCUGGCCGUAUUACGAGCACAGUGUGGUGAACGGUCAAUGUUUCUUCAACAUUGACCCGUAUUACUCAGCGGUUAAUUCGGCUGUUAAUUUCAUUUUACCAACUGUGAUUAUGUGUGUGAUUUAUUUCAACAUUUACACGAUUGCUCGAAAACAUGCUAAGCGAAUCGCUAAGCAAGAGGCGAGUUUUCCAACGGUGUUGUCCUGUUCCAACGAAGACUCAGGAGCCAUAACAUCAGAGAAGAAACGCAUUUCAAAGAACAUUAAAGCGGCUAAGACUAUCGCUAUCAUUGUGUCCACUUUUCUAUUGUGCUGGAUGCCGCUGACUCUAACCUCGAUGAUCGUUGUGUUUUGCGGCAAAAAGUGUCUUGCGGGAAUCAAUCUGCAGCUGUGGAGGGUAUUCCUUGUGUUGGCAUACACGAAUUCGGCAAUGAAUCCUAUUUUGUAUUCUUUCUUCAACAAAGAGUUCCGCGAAUCGUUUCUAAAGCUAUUUAAACUACAGUUUAGAUUUCGCUAGAGCUGCUUGCCUAAGCUAUGUAAAUAUCGGUUGUAGCGAACUUAACACAACAAGUAAAUGAAAUAGUAACCAUAAGCAGACUCUUCUUAAGAAUCAAUGGUAAAAGAGCGCCUUUCAGCCGCGCCGCAUUGUCAAAUGUGCAGUUAGCCACCAAAAAAACGCUAAGUUAUGUAAGGUAAGAGGCGCUUGGUUAACAAAUUGGAGGAAACAAUAUGUACAUAAAGAAUACGGAAGAGUAAAAUAAAUAACAAAGUUAUUAAGUCUCGAGAGAAGGUCACGAUACGUGAAAGAGUGAGACAGCAUGUAUUACUUCCGGUAAAGAUUGAAGAGGAGGAUAGAGAUCUUGUUAAAAGAUCACUUUUAGUGCUGGAAAUACGCUCUGCUUGGUUAAGUUACCUUUAUCUAGGUUGACUUCAAUUGUUUUAUUUAAACGAUGCGUUAAAAUGUAAAUUAAUAAACUUCAUAAAUCCAUUCCGCGGUCUGUUUGUUAAAUAUUAUCAUAAAGGGAGUUGGGG
Molecule: messenger RNA, 11213 nt
Organism: Pocillopora meandrina
Lineage: Eukaryota; Metazoa; Cnidaria; Anthozoa; Scleractinia; Pocilloporidae
Source: the annotation of a GenBank genome assembly